CUAUAAACCUGAUUUACAUUUACAUUUACAAAUCCCUUAGCACGGAAAUGGAAAUGAGUGGUUGAAGUGGGUUUAAUGGAGGAUAUAUAUUGAAAUACGUGAUUUUCAUUCAACAGGUGUUCAUCAUUGCGGAGAGACAAUGUAAAUAGCUUAAGUGGUGCGGUCUGUCAGAAAUUUUCCGUUGAGCUUUCUACUCCAGGGGGGUAUUCCAAGUAGCCAAGUUUAACAAAAUUGGGUAGGCCUAAGUUAACUCAAGAGUUAACCUGUGGAAAACUAUGUUGUGUGAAAUAUGUCUACGUGGAGGGUAGGCCUACAGGAUACAUCUCUAUCAUAAGCUACUGUUAUUUAGUUAAGUGAAGUUAUGUAAUCAGUCUUCGGGUUAAUACAUUUGCAUGGACACGCCUAUAGGCCUACUGUCAGUUUAUAUUCCAGGGCUACAGCACACCCACAGGCGGGAGUUAAGUUUAUUCAUCAGGUUGUCUGCGCAUCAAGCAGUGCAUUGGAAAGUGGAGCACGUUCGAAACACUCGACUUCUUCAAGACAACGCGUCGGGACAGGAGGUAAAAUAGACAGCAUAGACCUGCCUUAUCUCAGAUCAGACAUUAAACAUGACUACCAAAAUCCAAAUCAAAAGCCCAAAUGUGAGAUACACAGAGAGGUACAUUGAAGCUCUCUACUCCUACCACACCACAUCUGUGUCCAGAGAUGGGGACAUGUAUACAGUAACACCUUCCACCACUCAGUUCACCUUCCACACUGAGCGGGCGGUGCCCAAGCUGGGGGUGAUGCUGGUGGGCUGGGGAGGGAAUAAUGGCACGACUGUCACCGCUGCGGUCAUUGCCAACAAGAUGGGCAUGCGCUGGAGAACCAAGACUGGCAUGAAGUGUGCUAAUUACUUUGGCUCCUUACUACAAGCCUCCACAGUGUGUUUGGGGUCGGGCCCAGAGGGGGAGGUCAACAUACCUUUCCGUGAUUUGCUUCCCAUGGUGCACCCUAACAACAUCAUUUUCGAUGGUUGGGACAUCUCUUCCUUAGACUUGGGCCAGGCGAUGGAGAGGGCUGAGGUGCUAGACUGGGAUCUACAGGAGCAACUGCGGCCACACAUGAGCCAGCUGAAGCCCAGGGCCUCCAUUUAUAUCCCAGAAUUCAUAGCUGCUAAUCAGAGCCACAGAGCUGACAACCUCAUCCAGGGAACAAAAGCUGAACAGGUGGCACAACUCCGGAGGGAUAUUUGUGACUUCAAGCAGAAGAGUGGUGUGGACAAAGUCAUCGUUCUGUGGACCGCCAACACAGAGAAAUUCUGUGAUGUUGCAACUGGUAUCAAUGACACUGCUGAGAAUUUGCUCGCCACUAUCCAGAAAGGAGGCGAGGUAUCUCCCUCCACACUUUUUGCAGUAGCCAGCAUCCAGGAGGGCUGUGCGUAUAUCAACGGUUCCCCACAGAACACCUUUGUUCCUGGGGUAGUUGAGCUGGCCAUACAGAAGGGUGUCUUCAUCGGAGGAGAUGAUUUUAAAUCUGGCCAGACCAAAAUUAAAUCCGUUCUCGUGGACUUCUUGGUCAGUGCAGGCAUUAAGCCAAUGUCCAUUGUUAGCUACAAUCACCUUGGCAACAAUGACGGCAUGAACCUCUCAGCUCCGCAGCAGUUCCGGUCUAAGGAGAUCUCCAAGAGUAACGUGGUGGAUGAUAUGGUGCAGUCUAACACUGUGUUGUACAGCCCUGGAGAGAAGCCAGAUCACUGUGUGGUGAUCAAAUAUGUGCCAUAUGUGGGUGACAGCAAGCGUGCCAUGGACGAGUAUGUGUCUGAGAUUAUGAUGGGUGGCACAAACACCAUCGCUAUUCACAAUACAUGCGAGGACUCCUUGCUGGCUAGUCCAAUCAUCUUGGACCUGGUCAUCCUCACAGAUCUUUGCCAGAGAAUCACAUUCUGCACAGAGAGUGACCCCAGCUUUCAGACCUUCCACAGUGUGCUCUCUCUGCUCAGCUUCCUCUGCAAGGCCCCUCUUGUCCCACAGGGGGCGCCUGUGGUCAAUGCCUUCUUUCGCCAGAGAGCUUGCAUUGAAAACGUCAUGAGGGCAUGUCUAGGGCUGCCACCUCAGAGCCAUAUGCAGCUUGAGCACAAGAUGCAGAGAACUCUCCUGGCGAACCAAGGGGACUAUACUGUGGCCACUAAUAAGAACAAAGGUGUCCACACGAACGGAUUCCACUCAUUACACUGCAGUGGUGUUGCUGGACAUAAAAUGGAGGAACCAAGCAUUGAAUAAGAUCCAUUUGUAGUGUGGAGUUGUUACUGACUAUAUGUAAUCGGUGUACAAAAAUGAAGUGCUUGUGAACGGACAAGUACUGUAUGUGUGUGUACUGUAUUUGUCACUUUUGACAGGACCAUGUGUACUUUAAAAAUAUUAAAUGCAGCUUACUUUA
This is a messenger RNA of Alosa sapidissima (American shad), 2418 nucleotides long. Its product is annotated as inositol-3-phosphate synthase 1-A-like. Gene Ontology annotation, molecular function: inositol-3-phosphate synthase activity. Gene Ontology annotation, cellular component: cytoplasm. NCBI's taxonomy places the organism in Eukaryota, Metazoa, Chordata, Actinopteri, Clupeiformes, Clupeidae. Bases 609 to 2261 code for a protein of 550 amino acids. The transcript has 11 exons. The record is from RefSeq and is a predicted model, not a curated record. Gene Ontology annotation, biological process: inositol biosynthetic process; phospholipid biosynthetic process.